Rhizophagus irregularis DAOM 181602=DAOM 197198 is the source of this 403-nucleotide messenger RNA. Lineage: Eukaryota; Fungi; Glomeromycota; Glomeromycetes; Glomerales; Glomeraceae. The record is from RefSeq and is a predicted model, not a curated record.
AUAAAUUUUUGUCCUACGUAAAAUGAAAUAUGGCAGUCUGAAUUAACAAAUGACAUUAGUUUUUUUUUUAGUAACGAUUCUCAUCUGUCAUACUAAGAAUAUAAGAAUCAUGUGUUCAAAAAAUCUUAAAUUCAAACACGGAAACAAAAGAAAAUUUCGGAGAGAGAUUGAUUUCUUAGUAAUCCUUCCUAAUCAAAUACCUUAUAACUUUCUAGUAAUAAAUAUCAAAAGAAAUUUCGUACUUUACAACUUUCUCGUUCUCCUAACAAUAAAUAUCAAAUAAUAAUAUUAGGACGCGUUACGCGUUUCUAAUUAGCGUAUUUACUGUAAUUACUAUAUAAUAAACAGACAAUUAAUACUUAUGUUAUAUAUUUAAAGUCGGAAUAGUAAAUGAAGCUAUUCG